Messenger RNA from Hymenoscyphus albidus, 1943 nucleotides. Lineage: Eukaryota; Fungi; Ascomycota; Leotiomycetes; Helotiales; Helotiaceae. The record is from the annotation of a GenBank genome assembly.
CCUCAGCCCAAUCCAGCACUUUUCCUAUAGUGUUGAUGGUGAUUCGACACUUCACGAUGCAGCCUCCAGUCAGAAGCUGCACGUGAUCGACUAUCGCCCAGCGCAGUGCAGUGCAGCGGCUGGGUGCCUGGGGGGGCUGCAAUACUUAUUCGGCGGCUUGCGACCAUCUUCUCUUUUCCUCUCCUCUCCUCUCCACCACACUCAAGGGUCGCAAAAACACCACGAUACUCUCUAGUCUUUCUUUGAAUAUCUAGAGAUAUCUGCCAGGGCCCAGUCAAUCAUUCUUGUGCGUCAAUUCUCUCUCUCUCUCUCUUUCCCUCUCACGACCCCUCACGCUCUUUCCGUCGCUCAUUCACAUCUACACACCCCUCCAUCCCAAUCAGAACCGCUCUCAACGUCAAUCACCACCACGCCACCGCCAUGUUCAAGCGCUCGUUCAGGACCAAUGACCGCGUGGAGAAGGCGACGAAGUUGAAGAAGUCCUCUCGGGAUCGAGAUGCGAAGUUGGCGAAAUUGAAGAAGUCCUUUGAGAGCUCGCCCGCCUCGAGGUAUGUCGCCCAGCCCUGCCUAAUCGGGGCGUGCGAACGGAAUUUGGGUGGCUGGAAAUAGUGACUAACCAGUGUCUGAAACAGCUCUCUCACCUCGCGGAUUGUGAGCUUCACAGUUGGCAAGGACGGACGACUCUUUGCGGCUCACGAAGACGUUCUCUCCGUCUCGCCGUUUUUCGUAACGGCCUUACGAGGACCCAUCCGUGAUUCGCAGAGCAUGAGGAUCGAUCUCCCCGACGAAGAACCAGAAAUCUUCUCGUGCAUACUCGAGUACCUAUACAAGGGCGACUACUACCCCCGCUUGGUGCACAACAAGCGUAGGAACUCUUGGGAACUCGAGGAUGUCGAGAAGUCCCCCAAUCCAGAAAACCCAGGUGGCCGCGGAUCAGUCGAGGCUACAACAUAUAUCUCUAGUGUGGGAGAGUAUCUCUUACGAGAUACAGUCAUAUAUUGUGCGGCGGAGAAGUACGGUCUCGAGGAGCUCAAACGCCUUUCGCUUCGCAAGCAAGGUCUGCAGAGUGGAAUCGAGGUUGCGACCAUCCUUCGCAGUGCACGAUAUGCCUAUGACAACACGCCGGACUCGGACUCGCGAUUGCGCGCUCAUUAUCUUGCCUUGAUUAUCAGAUGUCGCAAGACAUUUAAGAGGAGCGGAACCAUGCAGACAGAAAUGGAGAGUGGCGGUAAACUUUUCUUUGACCUUUUCGUAGCUCUUUGCAAUCAUGUUGACGAUAUUGUGGAUAUGGGGUAGGCUGAUUUCGUGAAAAAAGAUCCUCUUUUGCUACACUCAACCCUUCGAACCAUGCUGACUUUUCAAGCAAUGCUCGUACCCCAAAAACCAUCUAAACUGGCUGCAAUGUUCUGCGUGAGGUACUUGGCUCGGAGUUAAGCGAAUUUGAAUUUCGAGGACGACAGCUCAUCUCCAUCAGAUUGGACCAUUUAUGGAAUUUGCUCUCAACCAAAUUUCACUUCUAUCAAACGAGGUUGGCCGCCUUCCGAUGACGGGAUAACUUUCAUCAUCCUCUACUAUUUUUUCUAAUACCCCCUGCUUUGCUGUUUUUGAGAUCACGGAAAUGGAAAGGAAAUGCGAUUUGAAAUUUUUUGAUAGGUCAUUUUUGGGUCUUGGGCUUCGUGGGAAAAGAAUGCCUCGAUGGUGUUUGUUUGCUUUGAAGUCUCAGGAUCUAGGGCUUGCUACCACAAGGUCGGGUGACCUCCUCGCGCCACUCUCUUUGGUUGGGUUUUGAGUUUCUGUUGGGAUGCAUGGGGAAGCUGUAGCUGUAGUUGUGUUCAUGAUCUUGAUGGUUAUGGAUGAGGGAAAUUUUUCCAUAGUGGACGAUUUCGGACUUGGCCCUCGAUCAGGGUAUGCGUAAUGAGAAAAUUUCGGCCACCUCAUAAUUG